Ictalurus furcatus (blue catfish) is the source of this 2746-nucleotide messenger RNA. RefSeq names its product doublesex- and mab-3-related transcription factor A1-like. Lineage: Eukaryota; Metazoa; Chordata; Actinopteri; Siluriformes; Ictaluridae. The transcript has 2 exons. Gene Ontology annotation, molecular function: DNA-binding transcription factor activity, RNA polymerase II-specific; protein binding; RNA polymerase II cis-regulatory region sequence-specific DNA binding. Gene Ontology annotation, biological process: sex differentiation; regulation of transcription by RNA polymerase II. The record is from RefSeq and is a predicted model, not a curated record. Gene Ontology annotation, cellular component: nucleus. Bases 576 to 1733 code for a protein of 385 amino acids.
GGACCAGACGGGCUAUAGUUCGCUCCCCACGUGCAUCAAUGAGCCUUGUGCACCCAUGACCCUUUCACCGGUUCACUGCUUGUCCUUCCUUGGACUACUUUUAGUAGGCACUAACCACUGCAUAGCGGAAACACCCCACAAAACCUGCCAUUUUGGACAUGCUCUGACCCAGUCGUCUAACCGUCACAAUUUGGCCCUCGUCAAGGUCGCUCAGAUCAUUAAGUUUGCCCAUUUUUCCUUCUUCCAACACGUGAACUUCGAGAACUGACUGUUCACUUGCUGCUUAUCAUAUCCCUGGAUUCUGAAAACAUUGGAUGCUAAACAGAAAUAAAAAUAUAAGGAGUAAAAAGUAUUUUCUUGGAAAUGUAAUUGAGGACAAUUUUUGUGCGCACGCGCAGUCAUUUCAUUUGCAGUCACUUCAGAACAAUGAGAGUUUUAGGUGAAGCUCAUUGGCUGAACCUGAGCCUCCAUCUGAAAGGGGCGUGUCUGCAUCCGUGUGUGUGUGUGCUUCACACCUCUGAGGAUUUAAAAAACCUGCGUCUCUGCACUCACACACACACACACACGCUGCAGACAUGGACGGCGCUCUUCCCUCGCUGCACGCGCCCUUGCUGCUCCGCGCGCCGCGCCUUCUGGACCGCGCUCAGUAUCCUGCGCGGAGCCCGAAGUGCGCGCGCUGUAGGAACCACGGCGUCGUGUCGGCGCUCAAGGGCCACAAGCGCUUCUGCCGCUGGAGGGACUGCGCAUGCGCCAAGUGCGCGCUCAUCGCCGAGCGCCAGAGGGUCAUGGCGGCGCAGGUGGCGCUCCGCCGACAACAAGCGCACGAGGAGAGCGAAGCCCGACAGCUGCAGAUCCUCUACCCGGGGUCGGGGCUCAUGGAGAGAGGGGUCACCCCGAGCAACACCUCGGGGCUACACGCAGCCUUCACCACCGAGCACAGGAAGAACGGAGACCAUCUGAAAAAAUACAUGUUUAACGGCUUCAUGGUCAGCUCUCACUUGCGUCCGGUGACAUCUCCGGUGGCCAAGAUUGACCUCAGCACCGAGGUCAGUCCGACAGAGCCACUUCAGCUAAGUGGAAACCAGUCUCCCGGGUUUGACCGUCUGUCUGACCGCACUACAAGCCCGCGCUCUCUCUCCUCCUCAGAUCUGGAGUCAGGAAGCGAGUCGGAUAAACCAAAAGUCGAGGUGUCUGGAGACGUGGUGAGACCAGUUUCCUCCGGUAGAGAGCACGAGCCUGCCGAGGUGCUGACAAAAAUCUUCCCUCAUGUCAAGCAGGAUGUGUUGGAGUCAGCUCUGAGCGCGUGCACGGGGGACAUCGUGAAGGCUAUCGAACUGCUUCUUGCCUCUAAAGAGGGACGGAGUGCAGACAAACCAGACACUCCGUUAACAGAGAACACGGUGGCGGCGGCACAGUGGCCUCACGUGCUCCACCUUCCUGCCUCGAAGUCCGCCUUCUCCCCACUCCAAUCCUCCGCCGUGAAACCUUUCGGAAAUGACGGCUUCUACGGGCUCAGUCCUUGUUUCGGGAUCAAUCCACUGCGUGUUGCAUAUUCCGGUUCCGGAGGCGCGUUACCGAGUUUUAUCUCUCCGUACCUGACAUCCGGACUGCUCCCUGCCAUGCCUCUGCGUGCGCCCGUCGAUUAUCCGUUUCCCACCAUGAUCCGGGAUUUGGCCUUUCAGAGCAAAGACACUCUCAGCGCCGCAUCUCUCUACUCAGGACACCGGAAGUGAUUAAUGCAGUCAUUUUAAUGUGGUGAUGCAGUUUUAUAUUCCUCCAGUUUUGUAGCCUAUAAAUGAACCUCUCUUGCCUUGAAAUGUCAGAACCAUUCUAUUUUUGUACCUGGUCAUAUUUUUCUAGUUUUAUUUUUUGAGUAGCCUGAACUGUUCAUAGCCUAUAUUUUCAUGUUUUGUAAAUAAACCCUACACUUGGAGAAAAAUGUCUACAUCAGAUCUGUGUGUUGGUGUCUAUAGUAUUCGGGAUCUUCUUCUUCCACCUUUACAUCCCCACGCUCGAUUCAUCCAGUAGGAAAUGUCUUUCAAAAGUUCCAAAAUCUGUCUCUGAAUGUACAUUUUGCAUAAAAUUAUGUUAAUUAAUGAACUAAGUUACCGCAAAACUGAUUAAUGGUCCUAAAUUGGGCAAAUUCGAACCCUUUCUAGCAGUACGCUGAUGUUACGUUCGGCUGGUGAAAUUGAAAUCGACUUAUCAGACCUUUUCAAUCAGUAUAAACAAGUGAAUUAUUUUAUCGCCGCAAAUCUGUUAUAAGAUUAGCCAGGGCACCGUUUGGUUUCUGUAUGUAGAGUAUCGUGACUAGAGUAUCUCGAGCAGGGCGAUUGGAAAGGGGAUGGGUGUGAGCCCCCUGCUGGGCAAACAAUUCACAUCUCUCCACAAUAACACUGGUACAGAAAUAAAACAGACAGAAUGACUAAAGUUGUAUACACUGUAUACAACUGCCACAAUAAAACUGUAAUAUUUCAACCUAUUAGGCUUGUGGAAAAAAAAAGAAAUACUGAAUGAAAAACUGCAAAUUCUUAAAGUCCUGAGUGUCUAGGUUUAUAUGACAUUAACCACUACUGUGGAGUGUGACAUCACAAAUAAAUUCAAUGCUGAACAUGAGCACCCCAUAAACAUGCAGAAAUCCCUAAAUUUUUGGGGCAAAGAAGUAUAAAUAAAUAUGAGCAAAGAAGGCUGUGAAAAAUGGUCUUUGUUAAAUAUAGGUGUGCAACAAUUAUUGGAACCCCUAUGA